AUGGGUGACUACGGCUCUGGUGUUCCAUCUUUACACCCUGUCCCGGUCGGCAAUAACCCUCCGCAAUCCUCGACAUCCCCCAAUGAGAUAUCCGUCCUGAUAACAGGCUUUGGGCCCUUCAAAACUAAUCUCGUAAAUGCUUCAUAUCUGAUCGCCUCCUCCCUUCCGUCGUCUUUUACCUUCCCGUCAGAUAAAGUGGGUUCGCGUCGAGUCUCACUUCAUGUACACCCCACCCCGAUCCCAGUGGCAUAUGCCACUGUGCGAGAAUCCCUGCCUUUGAUUAUGGAGGAGUUUGCAGCCUCAAAUGGUGGGCGAAGACCCGAUCUCAUCAUUCAUAUUGGGAUCGCGUCUCCACGACAGUACUACUCCGUCGAAACACUAGCUCACCGUGACGACUAUAUCAUUACAGACGUCGAAGGUCGCACCGGCUAUGAAUAUGGGGAGAAGCUAUGGAGGCAGUUGGGUUUGCCUCCAAUCCUCAUUCCUGGUCGUGCCACAGAGAACCCGUCCUCUCCCUCGUGCUACCAACCCGAAGAGCAGUUCCUAGAUACGUGGCGCUCUUUUGCUCCCAAGUCGGAUCUCCGGAUCUCCAAGGAUGCAGGCCAUUACUUGUGCGACUUCAUUUUCUACACCAGCUUGUCACUGGCUUUGCAACAUGGUCAUGAUCGAAAUGUCCUUUUCCUUCAUGUUCCCGGGGGUUCUGAGGAUGCUGAUAUUGAAGAAGGGCGGGUGGUUGCACUUGCCCUGAUCAAGUCAAUGGUCGCGUGCUGGAUUGAUAAGAAACAUGCCUAG
Penicillium soppii is the source of this 792-nucleotide messenger RNA. Its product is annotated as putative pyroglutamyl peptidase type I. Bases 1 to 792 code for a protein of 263 amino acids. NCBI's taxonomy places the organism in Eukaryota, Fungi, Ascomycota, Eurotiomycetes, Eurotiales, Aspergillaceae. The record is from RefSeq and is a predicted model, not a curated record. The transcript has 2 exons. Gene Ontology annotation, biological process: proteolysis.